Anopheles darlingi is the source of this 1779-nucleotide messenger RNA. Its product is annotated as phosphatidylinositol-3-phosphatase SAC1-like. Gene Ontology annotation, biological process: phosphatidylinositol dephosphorylation. Gene Ontology annotation, molecular function: phosphatidylinositol-4-phosphate phosphatase activity. The transcript has a single exon. The record is from RefSeq and is a predicted model, not a curated record. Lineage: Eukaryota; Metazoa; Arthropoda; Insecta; Diptera; Culicidae. Bases 1 to 1779 code for a protein of 592 amino acids. Gene Ontology annotation, cellular component: endoplasmic reticulum.
AUGUUUGGCGUGCCCAAUGAUUUGGUGCUGCAUCUGACGAAGGAACGAAUUCUGAUCGAAGCAAGUGACUAUGCGGCUGGGCAGCAUCUUAUGAUCGAUCGCGACAGUUGCGUGGUGACGCACGUCAACGAUCCCUUCCCGAACCAUCCUAUCUGGGACUGUGAGACACGGCGAGUGCAUGGUCUGCUCGGUAUCAUCCCGAUGCCCAGUGGUCCCCAUCUGCUGGUGAUUACCGAGCGAGUGCUGGUCGGUACGUUGUUCGAGAAAAAGAUAUUCCGUCUCGGAACCGUCGACCUUAUUCCGGUGGCUAGUGAUAAUCGGGACCGAAAGCAAGACGACUACUGCCGGCGAACCGUGUUGAACCUGUUGGAGCAACCAUACUUUUACUUCUCCUACGAAUACCAUCUAACCCAUUCAAUGGAACGUAUUAGCGAUGUUAUGGGAAACGUCAUUAAGCAAAUAGUGAACUGCAAUAACCUGUAUGGUGCCGCCGAUCGGCGGUUUGUGUGGAAUGAUGCGCUACUGUCCGAUUGGUACCAGCCGAGUAUGCGUAUCUUCUGUUUGCCACUGAUGCAUGGCUUCAUCUCGAUCAACAUGCUGGAUCCGAUGCUGUAUCCUGAGUUGCGGAAUCACCGACCGUUGGGUCUAGUGCUGAUUUCUCGGCGCUCGAGAGAACGGGCCGGAACCCGGCUGUUCACGCGCGGUAUCGACACCGAGGGCCACGUGGCGAAUUUUGUCGAAACCGAGCAGAUCGUUGUGUGCGGUGACUUAUGCAUCUCGUACGUGCAAACGCGCGGUAGCAUUCCGUUGUUCUGGACGCAAUCACCGAAUCUACGGUUCCGGCCUGUGCCGAAGCUAGAACCGUACGCUGAUCAUCUGAGUGCCUGCCGGCAGCAUCUCAACGAUCAGUGUGCUCGGUAUGGUAGUCUUCUGCUGGUUGAUCUGGUGGAUCGAUCCCGUGAAACUGAUGCCGAGUUGAGCAAAGCGUAUGAGUCAAUUGUCGAGCAGGCCGAUAAUCCGGAUGUGGAGUACACCCGCAAAGGACUGUUUGAUCUGGUCGAUUCCGAUUAUCUGAAUUGCUACAUGGGAUGCAUCGUUAGGAUGUUUCCGUUCAUUUCAAAUUAUCGCACCCAGGAUUGUGUCAUCCGGACGAACUGUAUCGAUUGUAUCGAUCGGACGAAUGUGUUCCAGAGUCGCGUGGCCGUACGCGUCUGUGCGAGGGCACUUUUCCAGCUUGGCAUUGCUCGCGAUGCCAGCGAUCCGUUGGUUACGAUUUUCAAGCGGCAUUGCGAGACCGCAUGGAUCGAGAAUGCGAACGUGCUGUCCCGGCAGUACACGGGCUCGGAUGCCCUCAAGACCGACUUGACGUUCCGUCAAUCCAACUCGAUGCUAGGCUAUCUGCGAGAUGCCUUUAACUCGUUCCAACGUUAUCAAUUGAACAACUUCCACGAUGGCGUACGCCAGGAUGCCAUCGAUUUCUUUCUGCGUGCGUGCAUCAUACCGGGUCAGCGAUUGCGUGCGCCACGUAUUUUUCCCGAGCCUCCACCAAUCCUGCGAAUGGCUGAAUGGAUUGCCCUAUCAAGCUGCCUGAUUGGGACGGGUGCGUCCUUGCUAAUCACUCAAUCCUAUGAGAAGACGCGGGACAAUGGAUCGGGCGGGAUGCUCCUUAUACUGACGUAUGCGUAUCUCGCGAUAAAACAUCCGCAUCUGAUCGUUGACAUGCCGCAGCUCGAAUACCGUACGCUAGAGAGUGCCAUUGAAUACAAAGAAUCAGAAUAA